Molecule: messenger RNA, 1986 nt
Organism: Morchella importuna
Lineage: Eukaryota; Fungi; Ascomycota; Pezizomycetes; Pezizales; Morchellaceae
Exons: 1
Coding region: 1-1986 (661 amino acids)
Source: RefSeq, a predicted model, not a curated record
AUGGCUACCCCCUACUCUUUUGGACCUCCCAUUGAAACAAAGUCUAUCCACUCUUCCUCCAAAGAUCUUACCCGCAUUAAAAAGAUUAUGAAUGAGGAAUUUCCCCAGCGUCCAGCUCUCAACGUCACUAAAUCGCUCACUCCCCAGAAGAAGAACAGAAAUAAGGGGGUGCUGUUCUUUCAGAUAAUCCCAGAUGACUUUUCUGAAUCUAUCGCCCCACCGCCUAUCUCUAAGAAGCAGGCGAUCAAGGAGGCAGACUUACCUGAGCGUCCUGCCGAAAACUUCAAAGUUACAAUUAAGAAUCAUUAUGGCUUACCCAUUAAUUCGCUCAAGAAGACGGAAGAUGAACAUAACUCCCUUCAGCUCCCUACCGAUGAUAGUACCAAAGACACCGCCGGCCUUAUCAAACCAUUCACUGCAAAGAAAAAAAACAAGAAAUGGCAGCCACUACCUCUUGAUAUACCAACCACCCUCAACACCCAUAUAGUUGGUAGACAAUUUUAUCGCAGGAACCAAGACCCAACAUUAAACAGUGCCCAGGCCCCUCCACAAAACGCCCACCUCACCUUUAAAAGAAACCUUCCUAACGACAAUUCUUCUCCCCAUAAACCUACCAACAUCACCUCCAAAAUGUCUACCAAUAACCAACCCACUACCCACUACCCCACUACCCCAACCUCUCCCUCCAGGAAAGCCACAAGAAUGAGCCCUAUCAACAACCCCUCCGAAGAAAUGCAUCAAACAAACAAAAAGCCGCACUCCGCUGUUAGAGUCAAUAACAGAAGAUACCAAAGGCGUGGAAGUAUUUACCAAAACGCACUCCGCGAUCGUCCUUACUAUGCCAUGAUCCAAUGUGGAUUGUCACGUCCCGGCUCCACCUCCUCCACCACCUCCUCCUGUAGUAGUGACGGGAUACAAUCUUGCAACCAACCAAAAAAUUGCUCUUUCGGUCAUGAAGGAGAUCGCUACCAUGAUUCCCCAUGGCAUAUUCAGCGCUUUGUUUUGGGAUUUAAUGUCGACCUCUGGGAAAGCAAGGUCGGCCCCGAAGGAAAACUUGAUCUGUUUAAUAGAAGGAACGAGCUCAUGGCUAUUGGGGAUAUUAUCAACAGGGAGGGCAUGAAGGUUGGCCAUCGCAAGCUUGUUGAAAUGGAGAGGGCCAAAAGGGGUCUUCCGCCCCAAACAGACGAGUGGUGCUGGGCCGGACGGGCCUACAAGGCUAAGACUGGUAGCUUCUCUAAAUAUGGUAAUGGGAACUGGGAAGAUCAAACUGAUACCAGCACUUGCGAGGAAGACAACUGGGAGGAUCACACUCUUGCUGGCACCUCUGUUUCUUAUCAGAGGGACGGUGACACCGGCGACGAUGAGGAAUUUAUCGACGAGAACAAGAUGCGAUUUGAGGAGCAUCUUCGGGCGGAAACAGCGCUCUAUGAGGUCGAGCAGGCUCAGGCUAAGAAUGCGAGAGAGGAGGAGGAGCUCACGUUGCAGCAGAAUAAUGCAAUCCUCGACAGGGAGCUUUGGGAGCAGCAGCAGGAGUAUGAGCGGGAUAUGCAUGCGAGGAACACCAGGGAAGAGUACGAUGAGCUUUUCUGGUAUGUGAAUCUUCAGGUCGAGCAGCAACAACUUCGAGACCAAGAGGAACACCGGCGCUGCUAUCAAGAGCAGCAGCGUCAGUAUGAAGCCCAGAGACAUGCUACCCGCGCAUACAACAUUCCGAGGCCGUCACCAUAUUCUAUUACUACAAGCACUGUCGCCCCGAUGGAGACAGUUAGAUACAACAAGCCAAUUGCGAGACCGACAACUACACGCACUAGCACCAUUAGCCAGGCAGUCCAGUCUUCAUUUUUUGUCGCUAGCGCGGUUUCGGAGAUCCCUCAUAAAUUGUCUCCUCAGUGGAUUCAGACUCCCAGAAGCCACAUGCAUGGGAUUACUGGAGACAGAUGGUGCCUCUUUGAGCAUUUCGGGCCAGUCACUUUGUCUGAGGAUUAG